This is a messenger RNA of Zychaea mexicana, 303 nucleotides long. RefSeq lists its product as uncharacterized. Lineage: Eukaryota; Fungi; Mucoromycota; Mucoromycetes; Mucorales; Lichtheimiaceae. The record is from RefSeq and is a predicted model, not a curated record. The coding region runs from base 1 to 303 and encodes 100 amino acids. The transcript has 2 exons.
AUGCCAAGAGGCAACAAUGUCGACAAUGAUUAUGGUCCGAUCGCAUUACGAGAAAAUAGUAGUAAAACUAAUUACAGUGCAACGACAACAACAACGGUACAAACGAAUGAUGGCAAUGACGAAGAAGACGAAGAAGAAGCUCAUGAAUUUGCAACUUAUGUUGAAAGCGAUGACGACGAUGAAGAUCCGUAUUAUAUGCCUGAACAUAACAGGAAAUCAAGUACACUUUCAUUUAGCAGUAAAGAUUAUCAUGUUCUCCAGUCCAACUGUUUCGAUUUAUCGUCCCGGUCGUUUGCAUUUUAA